ACAUGUGUUGGAGUCGGUACCGGCCUCCUCACCGACCACAGGCUGCAACGAGCGCGCAUGGAGAAGUACGAGCAGGUGUUGUGUUUGGGCAGGGGAGGCGCGGCGGACGUGUUCCUGAUGAGGCAUGUGGAGGGUAAGAGCCUGCACGCAGUGAAGAGGAUCAAGGUUGAGGACAAAAGGGCAGCAAAGACACAGAGGGCAAUUCUGCAGGAGGCCGAGAUCAUUAGGAGGUUAGAGCACCCUCAUGUGGUAAAAUGCCAAGAGGCCUUUGCCAACACUGAUGGAUAUAUUUACAUUGUGAUGACCUACUGUGAUGGGGGGACAUUAGAUGACAAAGUGAAAGAGAGGAAACCAAUGGAGUUUUUCACGGAGGAUACUGUGAUGGGAUGGUUUGUGCAGGUCGCUGUGGCUUUAAAUUACAUACACGGGGCUAAAAUACUUCAUAGGGACAUCAAAACAUCAAAUAUACUGCUCACAAAGCAAGGUGUUGUUAAGUUAGGGGACUUUGGCAUAUCCAGAGUAAUGACCAACACAGCUGAGAUGUCGUCCACAUGUGUUGGGACACCCAGCUACCUCAGUCCGGAGCUGUGCCAGGAUGUCCCGUACAGCUCCAAGUCUGAUAUCUGGGCUCUGGGCUGUCUGCUGUAUGAGAUAUGUGCUCUCAGACCUCCGUUUGCAGCCACAAAUCUCCUGAGUCUGUUCUACAAGAUCACCAAAGGAGAGUAUGAUCCCGUGCCCACCAGCUAUUCUGAUGACAUCUCCUCUUUGAUCCAGAGAAUGCUCUGCCUCAACCCAGAAAACAGGCCAACUGCUGCCUGUAUGCUCAACACUGCCUAUGUGCAAGACCACUUAGAGUCCAUCAAACACACAGUGCCCAGCUGUGUUCAUGUGAAAAGCUGUGACAUAAAUAAAGAAGAGAAAAACUCAGACACCACCCUACAGCCAGAUGUUCUCAGUCAGACCCACCCAUGGGAAGAAAAAGAGCACAACAUGGAGGCCGGUUCCAAUGAUGUGGAGGAGGAACAUGAUGUUUUGUUUGUUGGAGGACAAAACCACUGUGAUUAUCCUGAGGACUUUGAUGAAGAUGAAAGUUUGCCCUAUCUUGAGGAGCGCAGUGAGCACUUGAGGUCGCCAAUGAGGAGCGAUUCUGCUGAGCCUAUUGUAUUUUCAGAGGCUUCUGAUGUCUCAGAGCAAGAUGAAUAUCCAGAUGACUUUGAGGAAGCCGAUGUGGAAGAAGAAUAUGAGGAUGAAACAGCCUCAGUUCAUACUGCUGCUGCUGCCCAGCAUCCCCAUGACGAUGCAGUGGAGGAGGAGUUUCAGCUCUGUGACGCUGGAGGAUUGACCAUCACACUGAAAGCACUGAAGGAAAAGGGCUAA
Messenger RNA from Anoplopoma fimbria (sablefish), 1377 nucleotides. It is a transcript of the gene nek12, whose product is annotated as NIMA-related kinase 12. Gene Ontology annotation, molecular function: protein kinase activity; ATP binding. The coding region runs from base 58 to 1377 and encodes 439 amino acids. Gene Ontology annotation, biological process: protein phosphorylation. NCBI's taxonomy places the organism in Eukaryota, Metazoa, Chordata, Actinopteri, Perciformes, Anoplopomatidae. The record is from RefSeq and is a predicted model, not a curated record. The transcript is spliced from 2 exons.